This is a messenger RNA of Trypanosoma rangeli, 2049 nucleotides long. RefSeq lists its product as uncharacterized. Lineage: Eukaryota; Euglenozoa; Kinetoplastea; Trypanosomatida; Trypanosomatidae. The transcript has a single exon. Bases 1 to 2049 code for a protein of 682 amino acids. The record is from RefSeq and is a predicted model, not a curated record.
AUGCGGGAGCGGCGUGAAGGCCGUGAACCUCACACAUUUUUAGACAACUGCUGCCUCGAGGAGCAGGUAUCACCACGACUAAAUGAACUUAGGCACCAGAAUUGCUUGGGCGAGAAUCCGGAGGCAACGUCGACGGUGUUCAAUUGCUUCAGUAGUGUAAGCUCGCAGCAACCCGGUAUCUCCUACGAUAGUGCGUACAGGAGCAGGAAUGGGGUCGGCUACUUCCCGCCGCCACCACCACCACCUUUUCCUCCCCUGCCUUUUUUUGUGGGUGACGACAGUGGGACUGACUCGAAGUUUGUCGGCUGGCCGCCACCCCUUCCGACCACGCACUGGACACUGCCGCAGGAUGCCCCGUGGAUCCCACCGCCACCCAUCCCGCCCAAUGCUUCAGGUGUUUCCCGCAACAACAUGGGGGGCAGUGCGGCCACAAAGUGGCCGACGCCACAAGACAUUCCAUUGCCGUCAACCUUUCCGUUUCCACCGUACCUUCUGCCGCCUUUCGCACCAAUGCCGUCAAACGCGGACUGGGGACAGAUGCCCCCGCCUCCGCCGUGGUUUCCGUGUCCUCAAGGGGAUCAACAUCACCAGCAACGGGGGCAAUACAGUGCGGACGACACGUCAACCCUCGACGAUGCUGAUGAUGAUGACGCUAACGACGGUACACUGACUGAACCAGGCUCUCGAAGGGGAGGAGGACCUGGAUCACACCGAAAGAGCUCUGCACGUCAACCUUCUAUGUCAAUGCACGACGAAAAACAUAUGUCUUUGAUGGUUCGUGAGGCAGAAAGGCGUCAGCUGCAGACCAAAGGCGUCCGUUCCUCAACUAGGAACUCGCUGCGGAACGCAACAAAAGAUGGAAGGCAGGUGUGUGAAAAUUCCUCGUCGGUACAAGGGUGGAAUGCACCUCGUGCUGCAGCAGCGUCUGCACGAAGGUUCAGCUCACCUGCUGUCACGUCACGGCCCGUCAAGACAACAUCUCGACCAUCUAGUAGGCCAAUACCACUUGACCGAAGGCGAAAUGACUACAUGGACGCGCGUGCACUUAAGGGAGUUUCACCGCGUUUAGAGGACGCCAUGAAAGGGCGACCUUACUCGCGAAACGUAAGAGUGUCAAAUGCAUCUCGUGGACGCGGCCGUCCCCAUACCCACAACAUGGGUGUGGGUGGCAAAAGUAAUAGCAUCCGCCACUUGUCAGAUAUCAGUGUGCCUCGUGGUGUUCGGCAUGCUUCUUACCAAGAAGCUGCGAAGCAGGAUGAACGUGUGGCAGAAUAUCUUAAGGGCAUUGAAGACCUUUACAAACGUCUCCGCAGCAGUUAUGAAGAUUUUCAGCGCGACCCAUCAAAAUAUUUGAAGAAUGUAUCUAUAUUGAAGGAGGCGGCAGUAGCCAAAGCGCCACCACCACCGCAAUCAUCCUCGUUCUCACCAGCAGUGUCACGGCCGUCAUUGGCACCACAUGACUUUCUAGAUGAUACAGCUGCAGCAGAAGACAAAGGAUAUGACAUAAAGCGUGUGGCACCGCAAGAGAAAGGAGUCCCUCCAUUAUCUCGGGAGUCCCAACGAAUACGGGAAGAGUUGUUCAAGUUAGAGAUGCAGUGGCAACGACUAGAGGAGUUGAAGCGAGGCACCACUGGAGAAUGCGGCGCUGCUCCGAUGGAAAUGUUGCAGGAUGACUUCAGGGAAACAACAUCGAGGAUGCUCCACGGAACAAGGGCUGGCAGGGCGGAGUUCAGCGUCGGCAAACCCCAAGGUCAUGAAAAUGGGAGACUCAAUGAGCGCGUCACAAGCAUGCGUGAUUCACUUUAUGGGGGCAGUGUACAAGGGAUUGCCCCGGUUGAGGGAGUGAGAAAGGACAAACCAAAGGCCGGUAUUCUGUCACGCAGCUCUACUUCACACCUUACAGGAGAUGAGGCACAAAACAGUUUCUUGGAUGGUGGUCAAGUGGGUCAUGAAAAUCGAAGUGCUAACACUAGUACAAGCAGUCACAGGCCCUUUACCCGUGAUCAUGUGCUGGAGUUGGUGCGGGAGCGAAAGGCUAUGCUGGAAUAG